Molecule: messenger RNA, 7106 nt
Organism: Columba livia (rock pigeon)
Lineage: Eukaryota; Metazoa; Chordata; Aves; Columbiformes; Columbidae
Gene: CENPC
Product: centromere protein C
Exons: 17
Coding region: 101-2779 (892 amino acids)
Biological process (GO): attachment of mitotic spindle microtubules to kinetochore; kinetochore assembly; spindle attachment to meiosis I kinetochore
Cellular component (GO): kinetochore
Molecular function (GO): centromeric DNA binding
Source: RefSeq, a predicted model, not a curated record
GCAGUCUAUCCGCCGGUGCGCGCGCUCACCGGAAAGACGACAGCGGUUCGAAAACGGCGGGAGGGACUGGCGGCGGCGUGUCUCGGUCCUGGGGUCCGGGAUGUCUUCGUCCUCAUCGCGGCGGCGUGUCUCGGUCCCGGGGUCCGGGAUGUCUUCGUCCUCAUCGCGGCGGCGUGUCUCGGUCCCGGGGUCCGGGAUGUCUUCGUCCUCAUCGCGGCGGCACCGGCUGGGGAAGGACUUGAAUUAUCUUAAAGCUGACUACAGACCAAGAUUCUGCUGUGGAAAAGGAAAUGAGAUUAACGUACGGCCAGGUCAAGAUGUGAUGAAAUUCAUAGAGGAUUGUUUUAAAAAUGCUGACAGUGAUCUCACUAUAGGAUCUCCCAGUCCAAACGUUUGCUUACCUUCUGUUGUCCAAGAUGAGAAGACUACUUCAACACCAAGCAUGAGUCCAAAUGCAGGGUUAAGUAGCUCUGUGAAAAGAGCCUGUAAUUCUGAAGAGUCCUUGCCUACAGUCAACAGCAGAGACCUUGAGGAUGAUCAUGCACCUGUUGGAUCACCUAUUCUUUUGGAGGAAGUGGAGAGUUCUCCUGUACAUAUGUUACAUUUGGAUGGCCAGAGUACUGCUGCAGUGAAGGGCUGCUUGGAAGGUGAAAAUUUGGAAGACCUUGAAACUGCAAGAGAUGAGCAGGUUGAUCUCCUGCAAGGAACAGAACGUACUGCUAUGUCUUCUGUACAGAAAGAGAAGUCUUUUGCUUUGAUGGCCUUAGCAGCUCUAGCACCAGGAACGCUUGGAGAAAGGUAUUCAGCCUCAGUAUCACAGCCAUUACUGGCUCCUGUCAAAGAUCAAGCUAUAGAAGUAGAAAGUGAAUGUGAAUUUUUAAUUGUAUCAGAUGAUGCAUCUCUUACUUCCUCAUUUUCAAUACCCCGGAAGAGCACCAAAUCAAAAAAAGAUGGCUCUGCAACUCCUGUUCUGAAAUCUCAGCCCUCUGAAAAGAAGACAGAGAGUAAGAACAGCAAGAAUAAAAAAGUACAGGGUGAAGCACUUAGUAAACAGAAAAUACCUGUUUUGGAUGUCCGAGUACAUGACUCCAAAGGAGCACCACAAUCAGAUCCAGUCUCUUCUAACAGUGAAAAAAAGGUCUUUAAGUCUCGAAGGCAAAGCAGUGCUCAUAUGGGAAAGGCUAAAAAGAAUUCACUUAGGCAAGGCUCUCCAAACCAGAAAAAUGACAUGUUCUGGGAACCAGAAGCCAAAGAACUGGUGUUGUCACAAUCUGGAUUGGAAACAGAAACAUCUGGAUCAGACCAAUGUAAACCACAGGUGAUGCCAAGUGAGGAUUUGCCUGUGCCCGCAGCUGGGCGUCAGCAAGAGUGGACUGUCUCUCUAAAAACUUAUCUCAAGUCUUCCAAAUGUCUGCAAUUGACUUCAAAAGCUUCUCAGCACCUAGGUCACAAGAAACAAAAUGCUCACCAGAAGCUUUCAAAAGUAGCUGAGAGACUGGCAGAAGGUCUGAGAGAGAAGCAUAAAAAAUCUGUCAAGAAAAGUAGUAAUAAAAAGCCUCAGUUACAAAGAGGGGAGAGUUCUGACAGUGAAGCUGGUGAGGAAGGGUUGGAAGUACAGCCUGUACAAUUGCCUGAAGUGUUUACCUUACCCCACCUUCAGAACUUACAGACUUCUGUGGUUCAAAAGUUGGAUAAGUCUGGAAAUUCUAAAAAUGCAUGGGACACAUGGAAUUCACUUGGUGGUGCUGUUAAUACAACUCCUGUAAAAGCACUAGACAUAGACAGCGUGCAGAAUUCUGAAAAGAAACAAUCAUCAGCUAAGUCAGGGAAGAUGCCCAAGAAGAUUCCUCACAGAACCAGUGAAGAUGUUUGCUCAGACCCUGAAGACACCUCAGAUACUCAAAAAACAAUGGAUUCUGACAGCUCUUCUGUACAGUAUGUUGCAAGAAAAAAACAGAAGCCAUCAGCCACAAAAAUAAAAAGUAACAAAAGAAAACAUAACAUGCUACAUGGACUACAUGGGCCUGUUCUAGAACCUGGUGACAAAUCUACUUCCAGAAGUAAUUCUUCUGAACAGGAUAGUACAUUUUCAGAGAAUUCUGAAGAGUGGAAUUGUCAAAUAAAACAUCUGUUGUCAGACACCAUAAGGCAUAAAAUAGUAAUGCCUUCCAACACGCCUAAUGUUCGUCGGACAAAAAGGAUACGAAUGAGACCUUUGGAAUAUUGGCGAGGCGAGCGUGUAAACUAUACGAUGAGACCUUCAGGAGAGCUUGUGAUUAGUGGAAUAGUGUGUCCAGAAACAGAACCUCCCAGGAAGAUUAAACAUAGGAAGCGUGGUCUUAGAAAGAAGAGAGAUGAAACAAGAAGUGAGCUACCUGCAAAUUUGGAUCACACUCUAGCUGAUACUUCUAAGCCAACUCUUGUAGUGGACCCUGUAACAAAUAUGGAGGUACUUCUGGAAUGUGUUACCACUGAAAACAGUCACUCGUGCUUCUUUGAAGAUGAAUCAGUGGAAGUAUAUAAAAACUUGAAUACAUCUGCAUUUGCCACUGGUACAUUGAUUUUGAAACCAUUUAAAGAAAAGGGACACCAGUAUGUCUACAUGGAUACAAUAGCUUUCCAUGUUAUCCAAGGCCGAAUUAUUGUUACCUUACAUAAGUCAUCCUAUUAUCUGACUGCAGGGGACGACUUCUAUGUUCCAGCAGGAAAUGAAUAUAACAUACGUAAUCUGCUGAAUGAAGAAAGUGUUCUUUUCUUCACGCAACUCAAAGACAGGUGAAGAACUUUCUGCAGAAAAGUUUGCUGAAACAAUUAUCAAGCAUUUGUAUGUUUUGAAAUUCUUUUUACAUACAAAAAGUGUUUGAGUGUGCCCAGCUAAAAUCAACACAAGAAGAGUUAAGAACAAACCAAAACAAAAUACUCAGUUUACUGACAAAUGGAAAUGACAUACUAAAAAACCUCCUCACUCUGCAUCAUUUCCUGUUCUUGUGUAAUCCAAAGAUAGAAAGAUGUAUAUGUGGGUAAAACACAUUGUUGUUCUAUAUUGUAUUUAAAUGCCUAAUCUCCCAAAGAUGCUUAGCAUCUAAUGCCUAAUCUCCUAAAGAUGCUUGACAUCUUUAGGAACAUCUGAUAGAUUUAAGGUCUGCUUGGUACAAACCUCUUGGCAUAAUCUCUACUUCAGUGCAGGACUGUGCUGUUUGCAUUCCAGUGAUGGUGGUCUAGGGCUGCUGGAAUGCUUGUGUGCCAGAGUCCAGCCUUGUCAGAUAUUAAUGACAGGCAUUUCUUCCUUGUCUAGCAGAUGUAUGAUUAGUGCCUCAAAUUUGUGUUGUAAAAGGGGACCUCUUAAGUAGGAGCUUAUCAUUUGUAUCUUCUAUAUGGAAGCUGUGGCUUGAUUAGCGCUAAACAUUGUGGAUUGCUUUAUUUUGUGUAACAGCGAUAGGUUAUUGCCAAACAUAAUACUUUAACAUGUCCUGUUGUUUCAUUUGCUCUGCUCCUGGAUAUUAAUGAGGGCCUUUGGGAAAAUUGUAAUUCUGCUGUGUGUACUCCAGAAGCCAAGUCUAGACAGCAGAUGGUAUACAUAGUGUUUGCUUCCCAAACUCUUCAAGGUUCCUUCUGGCUGAAGAUAAGGAUAAACAGCAGCUAUUCUGGUAGGGUGUGUUAUCUCCAGGAUCACUGCUAUUCUAGAAGAAAAGGAGAUAGUGAAAAUUGAAUUGGAAUCGGAACUGUUUAAGGACCAAAUACGUGAGGACUGAGUGUUGACCUUGUAAACAGUCUUGGCCAUGAUCUUCAUGCUAAAUCUAGAGUAUUUGUUAGAGCAGGAAAGAUUAAUUUGCUUUAGUGCUUCCCUGAAGAAGCUUUCAUCUCCACCUGGCUUCGUGUGUCUGUGAAGGCGCUUGGACACCAGGAUUUCUCAGUCUCUUUAGAUCGGGGAAGUUGAGAUAAUACCUUCAGAUUUUAUCAUUUGUAUUCAACCAGUGGGUUCUAUGAUUAGUAUAUAUACAGGCUGACAGUGGAAAUACUUAGUAGAAAUUGUGUGGCAUCUGUGCAUUCAUGAUUUGGUCAGGCUCAACUCUGAGAAGAUGAAACAGAGGAACAUGCCAUUUGCCAUUUAGUUCUUCCUGUCUUCUUGAUAUCAACUGUUUGCUGUUGAAGUUCAGACUCCAUGGAAGGACCUUUUUUUUUUUCUUCCCAGUUUCAAAUUUUGUAAGCAAUUUAGGAGUUAAAAACAAAAGGCAACAAAACCCCCCACAUUCAGUUACAACUGAUAGUUUGAUGUUGGCUGCUUCUCUAAAUUCUGAGCUUCGAUUGGCCUCUUCAAGGUCAGUGCGAUUCAAAUAUUGUCCCUUCUUUCUUGGAGCCAUACCAGCUACCAGAUGGGCACACAUGCUGUCUCCACUGCUUGAGGCGAUCCCGCCCAGCAGAACAUUUAGUUUGUAAGUCUUUCAGCUCCUCAGGCCUGCAGAGGUCUGACGGUUUGCCACUUGGAAAACAGUACAGGGCUAGCAUUAGGCCAAAGGUAGUCUCCUCCUUACCCAAGCAUGUCUCCCAGUGGUCAGGGCACAGAUGUGGUGGUCUCUGAGCCCAACAGCUCAAUGAGUCCAGCCGAAAGUCAGAACAAGACCACUUUUUAGUUGUCUUAAAGGCCUGGUAGUUCAUAAGGAUGAUACCCUGCAGGUUUUCUUCUGCAUUACCUCUCUACCUAGGUUGGGUAGCAAAAGGAUGCUGUGUGAAGGGGUCAGUGAACACGUAUGGACUGUGGAACUCAUGGCCCUAAGAGAAAACGUUAAUGUAAGCUGUUAGGGAGCUGAAGGCAGCCUGCUGCUUUCCAGCAACAUGCUGCAGUUGAUGGGUUCAGAUGAGAGGUGAUCCAUGAGUGUUUUUUUAUCAGGCUCCAGUGUGCUGCCCGACUCUACCACAACUUGGUAGUGAGGUUGCAAGGAGAUAUUCUUUGAGUCGUGAGUUGAUGAGAAAUCUGUUCUUCAGGCUGUUUUCUUCAGCAGAAGUAAUAUGUAUGCAGACCUUUUCAUGACAUGGGUCAGAAAGUGGCAGAUGUUCAAGUGCAGGUUGAGGUCGGCAUGCUAUGAAUGCCUGCUUGUGUUUUCUAAUGCUGUGGCUGAGAUUGUCAGCAAAAUAGGGUAGGUUUGGUUAAGUGUGUAACUUUUUAGGCUGGAUGUUUUUUUUUUAGUUCCUAGCCAGUCAGGUUCUUGUGAGAAAUGUCCUGUAUAGUUUGCAGAGAGUAUUUUGUAGUUGAACUGUUGAACUAUGUCUCAAAUGGUUUGAUUUUUUUUAAUUAUUUUUUAUUUUUUUUAGCAGCAAAAUCAAGUGUGCCAAGCAUGGUGGUGUAUCUAGGGUGGUGCUUUAGUUUGGAAACAAUUCCAUGAUUUGCCACGAGAUGGGGUUUCAAGUCCAGCUGUUUGUCCUUGGCUGGUGUCUUGUCAGUAGGGUUUGGUUUUAGAAAAGGAGGAAGAAGACUCUGUUACAAAUGGAGAUUAAAUUCUGUUGCAAGGAGAAGCUGUAAAUCGGCUUCCAUGAACAUCAGGUCUUGGCACUGAACCUUGCUAAGUUCAUUCUCUGAGCAUAUAUGUUGUACUAGUUGCAGACACUCACUUAAAGUUGUUUUUUAAAACACUAGUGCACAGCAGGAGUCGAGCUACAUUGUUCACCAUUUGUCUGGAUUGUUUUUUAUUUUAAUUUAUUUUUAACUCUGUGAAAAGCUCAUUUCCUUGUCAUUAGCUUAAAUAUACUGUGAGGAGGUGCAGGAGAGUGUACUCUUUGUUCCAGGAUUCCUAUGGGUGCUGAUUUGUGCAGUAUGGCAGACAAGAAUUGGUUGUUAGAAGAAGCAGCUGAUGUUCUACCUCUGCCUGCUCUUGCUUUGGCAUUGCUCCCAUUUUUGGUUAUAUCAGGCUACCAGUAGUUGUGGGUAGCUUUUGGUGAUAUUAAUUUUUUCCUUUACCAAAUGGGUUAUUGUGAAGAAAGAAAAAAGCCUUCUCUGAAAUCUUAACAAGUUAGCAUUCUUCUUCCUGCCUAUGUGUUUCUUCUUAUCAGCAUAUUUUCUGUUCUGUUGAGUGAUCUAACUUCAGCUGACUGCUGUCAUGGUUUCAGAUAGGUACAUGUUAAAAUUAUUUAGACUGUGCUCAGAUGGCAAAACUUUUUACUUCCACUGGAAUACAGAACAUCACUUCUACUGGUAGUAGAGAUCUGAGCCAGGUUUGUACUAGGCCAGGCCAAAGUAGGUUAGCCAGUGUUAUCUGCUGUGGGGUGAAGCUGGGACUGUCAUUGUGAGAUGUGCCUUUUCUGUUGCCUGUGUGGUGCAUAUAAUGUUCCUGGAGGAUAUAAUGUGUUUAGUGUAAUAAUUCAUUGCUGUCUGUCAAGGGUAAUUGAGAGGGCUGGAAACAAAAGCAGAGUCAACUGUUUCAUCAGUUUCAUCUAACCAGGUACAUGUGUUCUAUGUUAGGUAUUGUUGUAACAACCAGAGGUGUGUUUGGAGGAGCUUAACUGACAAUGUCCCAUCAAAAUAAAGUCAGGUUUUGGAAGGCUCCUUUUGAGAAAAUGACUUUAAAAAAAUAUUACUGGUUAUGAGGUUCUUUAAAAAAAAUCUGACUUUCUGUAGCUUUUUUUGGUUAGAAAGCUGUUCCUGUUUAAUAAACAAGCUUUUUGCAGUAAAUGGUUGCAAAACUGUCUGAUAUGUAUGCACAUACAUAUUUAUACAAUGUUGUAAACAUAAAAUAGGAGAAUAUGAGCUGAGUAAUUACUGAAAAAUAAACAGCACCGAUAAAACAAACUAUUAGGGCACAUAUACAGUUCCUUCUAUUUUUCAGGCACCCAGCUGAAUUUGUUAUCUGCAGAUGAUCUUAAGUUAACAUGUGGGGAAUGCAAUAAACCUAAAGAGCUAUUUCCUCAUUUCAUAACAGCUGAAAAGGUAUUUCAGCACGAAGGCAUAUUUGUUAUAUUUCUACUGAUAUAUGUACUCUGUUGCAUGAUGUCUUGCAUAAUACAAGAUUUACUUUUAAGUGGUGAUUGAUUACAGAUAAUACAUCUAACUGAAGUGCCUCUUUCAUGGUAUUGGCAGCUGUUGUAACUGUGUUAAAUAAAUGUUCUUGACCCUA